Messenger RNA from Rhagoletis zephyria (snowberry fruit fly), 1458 nucleotides. Lineage: Eukaryota; Metazoa; Arthropoda; Insecta; Diptera; Tephritidae. The record is from RefSeq and is a predicted model, not a curated record.
AUGACACAGAGCAAAGCUCGCCACCAUGCGUACAGUGCUAAACUCAACAAGCCGUUCAAAUUCAACUCCAAGCCCUUUGUUCUUCAAUAUGAGGUUCAAUUUCGAAACGGCCAAGAGUGUGGCGGUGCCUAUCUUAAGCUUCUCGCUGCUCCUUCGGGUGAUCUCAGCAAGCUGAACGACAAGUCACAGUACUCGAUCAUGUUCGGCCCUGACAAGUGCGGAAACGAGAACAAGCUGCACUUUAUUUUCAACCACAAGAAUCCCAAGAACGGAACCAUUUCCGAGAAGCACUGGAAAAAGGCCGGUAGCGUUAGCAAAUUAGAGGAAGUUUUCAAAGACGGCCGCUGGCAUCAGUUGAAGCUUGAGAUCUAUCCGGACAACUCGUUCAAAGUGUCAGUUGACAAGCAAGUCGCCCAGUCUGGUCUGCUUCUGGAAGAUUUCAAGCCACCAGUUAACCCGCCCAAGACUAUUGACGACGUUAACGACUUCAAGCCGGAAGACUGGGAUGAGCGUGAGAAAAUUCCCGAUCCUGAUGCAGUUAAACCUGACGACUGGGACGAGUCACAGCCACGCAAAAUCUCAGACCCCAAUGCCUUCAAGCCUGAAACCUGGGAAGAGGAUGAGCCCGACAUGAUUGCUGAUCCCGAGGCUAAACAGCCUGCCGAUUGGGACGUUGAAAUGGACGGUGAAUGGGAAGCUCCUCUGAUCUCCAAUCCCAAGUGCGCCUCCAUUGCUGGAUGUGGCAAGUGGUCGGCUCCUUUGGUGGACAACCCCAAGUACAAGGGCAAGUGGAAGGCUCCUCUGAUUGCCAAUCCUGCCUACAAGGGCAAAUGGACUCCGCGCAAGAUCCCGAACCCCGAUUUCUACGAGGACUUGACUCCCUUCAAGACUCUUGCUACCAUUGAUGCCGUGGCCUUCGAGUUGUGGACCAUUUCGGACAACAUUGCCUUCGACAACAUUCUCAUCACCGACGACGUUGAGAUUGCCAACCUGGUUUCUUCACUGACCUAUGAGGUCAAGAAGGAAAUGACCGACCAGGAGACCGACAACAUCCUCAUCAAGGCAAUGAAGCACGCCAACAAGAAUCCGUGGAUGUGGGCGGUCUACCUGUUUGCCAUUGGCAUUCCAGUUGUGCUUUUUAUUGCCUUCUGCUGUGUUUCUCCGAUCAAGAGUAAGGAGAAGCGCCAAGAGGAUGCUUACGAUGCUGCUCGAGCUAAAAAGGGCGAUUACACUUCUCCGGACGUCAUUCCAGAGAACGAUGAAAUCACCGAGGAAGAGCCUCUGAUCGAGGAGAUCGAGGAGGAAGAAGAGGAACCGGAGCCGGAGCCUCAGAAGGAUCAGGAUGACGGUGAGGAGACCGAAGAAGAAGAGGAGGAGGCCGAAGAGGAAGAAGUGGUGGAGGUCACCAACAAGGCCGUUCGCACCUCUCCUCGCCAGCGUCGUCCUCGCAAGGAGUAA